GUCUGUCCUUGUUGAAAGGAUGCCAGUUCUAGAUGAGGCGACUUACAGUGUAAAGAGGGUUGGUUUUUUGCCAAGAACUGUUUCAACUUCGACUGGAGCUUCACUUGAUCUUCCAAAUGGAGUUACAAAAUCAACAACUGCCCCUCUUGUUGAUUUACUAGAUCUAAGUUCAGAUGAUGCACCAGCACCUAGCCCUUCCGAUGGCAAUUUUCUUCACGAUCUUCUUGGUGUUGACUUAUCACCAGCUUCAUCACAACCAGGUACCGGUAAUGCUCAAAAAAGUGGCACAGAUGUUUUAUUGGAUCUUUUGUCAAUUGGGACUCCAGCUCAAAGCAGCUCAUCUACAUCGGACAUUUUAUCCUGUAAUCACGGUUACGGUACUUCUGAUGAUGGUGCAUUAGUGAGUCUGUCAUCACCUUCUGCGCAAGCCUCUUCUCCUGCAGGUGGUUCUAUGAUGGAUUUGUUGGAUGGCUUUGCUUCCAUCCCCGAAAAACUUGAAGACAAUGGUCCUGCUUCUCCAUCAAUAGUUGCAUUCGAGAGCAACUCCUUGAAGAUAAUGUUCAACAUCUCAAAGCCUCCUGGAAACCCACAAACAACACUUAUUGAGGCAAAUUUUAUAAACAAAUCGCCUAAUGUCUAUACAGAUUUUAUUUUCCAGGCAGCUGUUCCGAAGUUUCUUCAACUGCAAUUAGAUCCAGCUAGCAGUAAUACCCUGCCUGCAAGUGGUGAUGGGUUAAUUACACAAAAUAUGCGAGUUACGAACAGCCAACAUGGCAAGAAAUCCCUUGUCAUGCGCAUACGGUUAGGUUACAAGAUGAAUAACAAAGAUGUUUUGGAGGAAGGACAAAUCAAGAAUUUCCCUAGUGAAUUGUGAGGUUGAUUGGCCCUCAAAGUUGUGAAAGAUGAUGAUGUAUGAGCUCUUUAUUUUUCCAGGAGAAGUGUCUUCUCCCUGUCUGUAGUGUUAGUGCAGCAAUCUUUUUUAUUUUGAUUCUAUUGUCUGGUGGGCAAUGUGGCUUGUAGCGGUUAGGAUUUUGGGUGAUUUUGAGCAUGUGGUACAUCCGAUGCUUCAUCUUGCAACUUAUUUUCUUUGGUUUGAGGGUGGUUAGUGUACAUUAUGAUUAGAUAUUUGGUAUACGGAAAUUAAAAUUUUUCUUUGUGGUACAUAUUGGCAACUUGAGGAGCUCUCUUGUUGGUAAAAGUCGGCAAUUUUUGAACUCGAUACCUUUAUUUUUGUUAUAUAUUCAAAUUAUAUGGCAAAAAUGUAAUAUAUGCAUCAAAUUUGAAUUGUAAUUUU
Molecule: messenger RNA, 1294 nt
Organism: Camellia sinensis
Lineage: Eukaryota; Viridiplantae; Streptophyta; Magnoliopsida; Ericales; Theaceae
Source: RefSeq, a predicted model, not a curated record